This is a messenger RNA of Drosophila ananassae, 1473 nucleotides long. RefSeq lists its product as uncharacterized. The coding region runs from base 106 to 996 and encodes 296 amino acids. The transcript has a single exon. The record is from RefSeq and is a predicted model, not a curated record. Lineage: Eukaryota; Metazoa; Arthropoda; Insecta; Diptera; Drosophilidae.
CAGAAAUAAUGUUAAGUUAUCAACGGCUCUUUUUUUUUAAAAGCUACCUCUGAAGAGCUUUCUUUGUUGUGAAAUACAAAUGGCUAUAAAAAGAGCGUUCCCGACAUGGUAUGGUAUUGUCUUUCCAUUACCACCAUACGGCAAAUGGCGCUGGUUAAAAAAAUCUGCUUUAGUAGAAACAUUCCCUCCAUCUUGUGGCUGUUGCCAAACGAAGAUCCCAACUUAUUCGAAGGUCCCCAGGUGGUGGCGUUUGACUUUCUAGUCGACAUUGGGAGCAGACUCUGCCGGUGGAUGAAACUGUUCGAGCGUAUAGCACAGGAAUAUGCUGGAAGAAUUCUCUUUGGGGUUAGGGAUAUUUCUUCCAUGAAAGACUUCAACUCCAACCUGAUAGCCGAAGAUUUUCGCAGUUACAGGCUGAACUCUCCACCGCUGAUCUUUGCCAAAGAUUUAGAGCUUCGUGUAUACGAAAUGCACAAGCUCUUUACCUAUAAGAAUAUGAAGGAAUUUUGCGAUCAGUUGCUGCAGGAGAAGCUGUUUCAAGCUGUAGUCCUGGGCGACACAGUGGACAAGGAUUCGCCGCCGAAGAACUUCUUUGACUUGCAAAACGAGUGGACGGAAGACAUUUUUGUCGUGUUCUAUGAGCCAGGUACCGAGUGUUGGUCCAUCCAGGAGCGUAUACUUCGCAAGCUGGUCCGCCUGCUGGAUAAGAACGAUCGAAUGCCUGUGGUGGUGGUGGACACGACGAAAAGCUUCAUUGGCGUUGGCUUUCACCGCUGGUUAAAUAUGGUGAAAUGCCACGGAACAAGCAUCAUAUUCCGGCCCGAAGGCAACGGCUGGGACAUAAAUAUCCAGUCAAAACUGGAGACAACUCGUCUAUACCUGCAAUAUAUUGCCCAGAAUCGGAAGGUGGAGCUCAUUAACUUUAAUGCCAAAGGGGAGCCACGGGGACCAGAGGAAGGACUAGAAUUCAUAAGGUAUAUAUUUAUGGUAAAUUAGAUAGUUUUUUAAAUAUAAAAUACAUAUGUGAUCAUAGACUUGGCAAAUAAUUGUUUUUCUAGCAACAACAUCUUGCGAUACAAGAACUAGAGAUAAGAUAUCAGAUUCUUUGAAAAAUAUUUCUUCUAAAUGUGGUGGUAUUCUCAUACUCAUGAAAAGAUCGGAAGUUAGAAUGAUAUGGCGCAUCCGUUUAUAAGCCACGAUUUCUAACGAAUUAUGUAGAUUAUUCUAUAAUUUUUUCUUAUUUAGGAUUAUCAGUUUAACCUAAUUUUCCUUAUUAAAAAUUAGCGAAGGUCUCUUUCAAAUAUAGACUAUAUAAUAUAUAGGACACUAUAAUUAGCUUCAUUGAACGUGAAUCUUUGAAUCAUUCAUUCAGCUUCCUAGAUAUUUUUAUGAUGGCUUAUAUGCGCACGUUUCGAUAUCAAGCCUUAUUGACGCACCAAGUUCAAUUCCGGAUUGAAUUAAAAUUCCGAGCGC